UAUUUAUUCUCUGCUAUUAAUCUUUGUUUUGCCUUUCAACUGUGAAAUCAAACAUGCGAUUGGCCAUCGAGUUGUCAGUAUUUUGAAAAAUGUUGCGUAUGGAAAGUCUGUAAGACAGAGCACAAAUUAUCUUCAUUUCAAAGCUGCUGAUGCUGUCAACGAUGUCUACACAGACUUCAGCCAUACAAAACUUGAAAAAAAAUCCAUGGAUUAGAAUCGAUCUUGGAAGGGAAUACACAGUUCAUGAAGUAGAACUAUUUAAUAGAAAAGACUGCUGUGCUGAACUACUUCACGACAUUGAUAUAAGUGUUGGCACUGAUUUACACGCAAUGAAUUUCUGUGGCCAUUUUGCUGGACCUUCUACCCGAGGAGGGGAGCGGAUAGCUGUGUUUUGUCCAUAUCAUACAUCUAGAUCUGGUCGAUAUGUUCAGAUACAGAGUGUGGAGGGAUGGGGAAACUAUCUCUCUGUUGCAGAAGUCAAAGUUUGGGGGCAUUAGUAGUUGUAAU
Molecule: messenger RNA, 507 nt
Organism: Saccostrea echinata
Lineage: Eukaryota; Metazoa; Mollusca; Bivalvia; Ostreida; Ostreidae
Product: fucolectin-like
Exons: 2
Coding region: 150-497 (115 amino acids)
Source: RefSeq, a predicted model, not a curated record